CCUGGCAGCCUACAACUGCCUAGUCAGUUUCUGUCGUAUAACACCAGGUUCGCUAGCAAGUCAGUGCACCAUAUUAUUAUAUUGUACUGCAGUGAGCGAUCUAUAGUGUUUAUAAUCAAUAUUCAAUGGUAGUAGGUACCUAACUAUUGAUUACAUUGAUUAGGUACUUUCAUUAUAAUAUUCAUUAUAUUGAUUACAUUCAUUAUUCGUAUUAGAAUCAAGCCGUGUUUUAGCGAUUAUCCGUUGCGCUUAAUGUUAUUAUAGUUAAUUUAUUGACAGCGAAUGGCGACCGUUGCGUUAAUGGCACUAUAAGCAAUGCUGAGAUUUACAUAAUAUUAUUUUAUUGACUUAUAUCAGUCAUGACGUCAACGAUGACAUUAAGGCCGAACGCUCGCCAAUCGCGGACUGUCCACUCUACAGUUUCAACCGAAAUGGACUAUAAGAGUAAGCGCACUUCAAUUGAUAAAGGCGACCAUCACAUCCAAAAAAUAUUAAAAACCCAUAUUGUAGUUGGAAAUCAAAAUCAUAGUAAGGCAACACCUGACAUCAAUGACGGUCAAGCUCAAAAAUCAAAUGAAUCUGUAACUGCAUCAACUGUUUUUACACCAAUUAGUCAGAGAAUUGAAUCAGACUUAAGCUUUACCGAUGACAACGACAACGAGGAGACGAAUGACACGGGCUCUGCAGAGAAUGCCAGUUAUGUGUCCAACGUAAUUGCUUGGAAUUGUGACCCAACAAUUCCAGUUUCAUAUUAUUGGAAGAAUGAGAAAAGCUUACACUGUAUGGACAAAACCGCAUUACCUGAAGAUAGCAAUGGCUCAAAAAAAUAUCAAUCUAGUCACCUAUGAUGGCAUAAUAAUAAUAGUGUGUACCUUGUACAUAUCUAUAUAUUAUUCUUAUAUUUUAUUAAUAACAAUAAACGCCUGCGUAUAU
Messenger RNA from Metopolophium dirhodum (rose-grain aphid), 933 nucleotides. RefSeq lists its product as uncharacterized. Bases 360 to 848 code for a protein of 162 amino acids. The transcript has 5 exons. Lineage: Eukaryota; Metazoa; Arthropoda; Insecta; Hemiptera; Aphididae. The record is from RefSeq and is a predicted model, not a curated record.